This is a messenger RNA of Choloepus didactylus (southern two-toed sloth), 4729 nucleotides long. RefSeq names its product adaptor related protein complex 3 subunit beta 1 (gene AP3B1). The record is from RefSeq and is a predicted model, not a curated record. Gene Ontology annotation, cellular component: clathrin adaptor complex; membrane coat; AP-3 adaptor complex. Lineage: Eukaryota; Metazoa; Chordata; Mammalia; Pilosa; Megalonychidae. Bases 130 to 3480 code for a protein of 1116 amino acids. Gene Ontology annotation, biological process: intracellular protein transport; vesicle-mediated transport; anterograde synaptic vesicle transport. The transcript has 28 exons.
UGACGAGUCCGGAAGCGACUGCGCGUGCCGCUCUGCACAAGCACUAGUGUUGUUCCGCGUCCUCGGGACCGGAGACUUUCAGAGAGAACCCCGGGCAGGACCAACUAGAUACCCACCAGCACCGAGGCAAUGUCCAGCAACAGCUUCGCUUACAAUGAGCAGUCUGGAGGAGGGGAGGCGACGGAGCUUGGUCAGGAGGCGACCUCAGCCAUUUCCCCCUCGGGCGCCUUUGGCCUCUUUAGCAGCGACUUGAAGAAAAAUGAGGAUCUAAAGCAAAUGUUGGAGAGCAACAAAGAUUCUGCUAAAUUGGAUGCUAUGAAGCGGAUUGUUGGGAUGAUUGCAAAAGGGAAAAAUGCAUCUGAACUGUUUCCUGCAGUUGUGAAGAAUGUGGCCAGUAAAAAUAUUGAGAUCAAGAAGUUAGUAUAUGUUUAUCUGGUCCGGUAUGCUGAAGAACAGCAAGAUCUGGCACUCUUGUCCAUAAGCACUUUUCAGCGAGCUUUGAAGGACCCAAACCAACUAAUCCGUGCAAGUGCUUUGAGAGUUCUGUCUAGCAUCCGAGUGCCAAUUAUUGUACCUAUCAUGAUGCUUGCUAUUAAGGAAGCUUCUGCUGAUUUAUCACCAUACGUUAGGAAGAAUGCAGCCCAUGCAAUCCAAAAAUUGUACAGCCUUGAUCCAGACCAGAAGGAAAUGUUGAUUGAAGUAAUUGAAAAACUUCUGAAAGAUAAAAGCACACUCGUAGCUGGCAGUGUUGUGAUGGCUUUUGAAGAAGUAUGCCCGGAUAGAAUAGAUCUGAUUCACAAGAAUUACCGCAAGCUUUGCAAUUUACUAGUUGAUGUAGAAGAGUGGGGACAGGUUGUCAUAAUCCACAUGUUAACUCGGUAUGCUCGUACACAGUUUAUCAGUCCUUGGAAAGAGGAUGAUUGUCUAGAAGACAAUGGAAAGAAUUUCUAUGACUCUGAGGAAGAACAGAAGGAAAAGACUGACAAAAGAAAGAAGCCAUAUGCUAUGGAUCCAGACCAUAGACUCUUAAUUCGGAAUACAAAGCCUUUGCUUCAGAGCAGGAAUGCAGCGGUGGUUAUGGCAGUUGCUCAGCUCUAUUGGCAUAUAUCACCGAAAUCUGAAACUGGCAUUAUUUCUAAAUCACUUGUGCGCUUACUUCGUAGCAAUAGGGAAGUACAAUAUAUUGUCCUACAGAAUAUAGCAACUAUGUCAAUUCAACGAAAGGGUAUGUUUGAACCAUAUCUGAAGAGUUUCUAUGUUAGGUCAACUGAUCCAACUAUGAUCAAGACAUUGAAGCUUGAAAUUCUGACAAACUUGGCAAAUGAAGCCAACAUAUCAACUCUUCUUCGAGAAUUUCAGACCUAUGUGAAAAGCCAGGAUAAACAAUUUGCAGCAGCCACUAUUCAGACUAUAGGCAGAUGUGCAACCAACAUCUCAGAAGUCACUGACACAUGCCUCAAUGGCCUGGUGUGUCUACUGUCCAACAGGGAUGAAAUAGUUGUUGCUGAAAGUGUGGUUGUUAUUAAGAAAUUACUGCAAAUGCAACCUGUACAGCAUGGUGAAAUUAUUAAGCAUAUGGCCAAACUCUUGGACAGUAUCACUGUUCCUGUGGCUAGAGCAAAUAUUCUUUGGCUAAUUGGAGAAAACUGUGAAAGAGUUCCUAAAAUUGCCCCUGAUGUUUUGAGGAAGAUGGCUAAAAGCUUCACUAGUGAAGAUGAUCUGGUAAAACUGCAGAUUUUAAAUCUAGGAGCAAAAUUGUAUUUAACCAACUCCAAACAGACAAAAUUGCUUACCCAGUACAUAUUAAAUCUCGGCAAGUAUGAUCAAAACUACGACAUCAGAGACCGUACAAGAUUUAUUAGGCAGCUUAUUGUUCCGAAUGAGAAGAGUGGAGCUUUAAGUAAAUAUGCCAAAAAGAUAUUCCUAGCUCAAAAACCUGCACCACUGCUUGAGUCACCUUUUAAAGAUAGGGAUCAUUUCCAGCUUGGCACCUUAUCUCAUAGUCUCAACAUUAAAGCUACUGGGUACCUGGAAUUAUCUAAUUGGCCAGAGGUGGCGCCCAACCCAUCAGUUCGAAAUGUAGAAGUAUUAGAGUUGGCAAAAGAAUGGACCCCAGCAGGGAAAGCAAAGAAAGAGAAUCCUGCUAAGAAAUUUUAUUCUGAAUCUGAGGAGGAAGAAGACUCUUCUGACAGCAGCAGUGACAGUGAGAGUGAAUCUGGAAGUGAAAGUGGAGAACAAGGGGAGAAAGGAGACAGUAAUGAUGACAGCAACGAAGACUCUUCCAGUGAGCAUGAGAGUGACAGUGGAAGUGAAUCAGAAAUAGAAAACAAGAGAGCAGCCAAGAAGAACUUUAAAACUAAAGGGAAAAGUGAUUCUGAAGAUGAAGAAAAGGAAAAUGAAAAGUCUACAACCUCAGAUUCUUCCAAUGCUGAAUCUAGUUCAAUAGAAGAAAGUUCUUCAGAUUCUGAAUCAGAAUCGGAAUCUGAAAGUGAAUCUGAAUUCAGAAAAGUCACUAAGGAGAAAGAAAAAAAACCAAGGCAAAAUAGAAGACCUCUUACCAAAGAUGUUUCACUUCUAGAUCUAGAUGAUUUUAACCCAGUAUCCACUCCAGUUGUGCUUCCUACACCAGCUCUUCCCCCACGUUUGAUAGCUGAUCUUGAAGGCUUAAACUUGUCAACUUCUUCAUCAGUUAUCAGUAGAACCAGCUUUUCUCAAGUUUUUCUGCAAGGACAAGCUGCUUUAAGGGAGGUCUUUGAUGAAUACUGGCAUUUAGUCAGUACUCCUGUCUUUGUACCAAUGAAAACUCAUGUGCUGCUUCAUCGAAUGAGUGGAAAAGGACUAGCUGCCCAUUAUUUCUUUCCAAGACAUCCUUGCAUUUUUGGUGACAAGAUGGUCUCUGUACAAAUAACACUGAACAAUAGUACUGAUCGAAAGAUAGAAAACAUCCACAUAGGGGAAAAAAAACUGCCAGCAGGCAUGCAAAUGCAUGUUUUUAAUCCAAUAGAAUCUCUUGAGCCUGAGGGAUCCAUUACUGUUUCAAUGGGUAUUGACUUUUGUGACUCUACUCAGACUGCCAAUUUCCAGUUGUGUACCAAGGAUGAUAGCUUCAAUGUUAAUAUUCAGCCACCUGUUGGAGAACUGCUUUUACCUGUAGCCAUGUCAGAGAAAGAUUUUAAGAAAGAGCAAGGAAUGUUAACAGGAAUGAAUGAAACUUCUACCAUAAUCAUUGCUGCACCACAGAAUUUCACUCCCCCUGUGAUUCUUCAGAAGGUUGCUAAUGUUGCCAACGUAGGUGUAGUCCCUUCUGGACAAGAUAAUAUACACAGGUUUGCAGCGAAAACUGUGCACAGUGGGUCUCUGAUGCUAGUCACAGUGGAACUGAAGGAAGGCUCUACAGCACAGCUUAUCAUAAACACUGAGAAAACUGUGAUUGGUUCUGUUCUGCUGCGGGAGCUGAAGCCUGUCCUGUCCCAGGGGUAACCUGCUUACAUCUGGACUUCAGAAUCUGGCACACAACAAAAGUGCCUGGCAUCCACUACUGCUGCCUUUCAUUUAUAAUAAUAGCCCUUCCAUCUGGCAGUGGGGGAAGAAUACACUCUUGACAUUCUUGUCUCCUGCUUUAGAAUGCUAGCGUGUAUCUAUCAUGUAUGCAGUUCUUUCCCCCCUUUCGCUUUGCUAACCAAAGAACAUAUAUUUUACUGUCAGUUACCUCAACUCUUGAAUCCAUGUGGCGUUUUCUGUGUCCUGCUACUUCUUUUGGCCUUCUCGUCUUCUUUUUCAACAUUGAUUGACCUGGAUUGGAUAUUUAAAGUGCAUUGGAAAUCAUCAUCCUUUUAGUAGUAAAGAAAAAUAGCAAAGAAAGUCUGAAUGGCCUCUUACCUUUGUUUGUGAAAAUGGAAUAGUAUACUUUUUAGAAUUAAGCGCAAAAACAAGGACUCUGCAAAAUUUUGUUCUUUGAAUCUCCUGGUACUGUAAUUGGUUAUCGACAACUAUCAUCAUGAAAUUAUCUCUGAAUCAUAAGAUAAAUAAACUAGCAUAUGAAUCACAUUUGUCUUUGCAUUCUUAAUGAGGAACUAUUUAUGAUCCUGGAGUUUAUUUGCUGAGGCUUUUUUAUUCUGAAGUAAAUAUUUUGAGUGUUAUAUAGAGAAGCAGCAUGGUUUAGUGAAAGUAGAACACUUUCAAACCAGGCAGAUUUCUAAUUGUGUUAUAGAGUAGUUAACUCCAAAGGGGAAAAAAAAACUAAUAUGUUUAAUAACAAAAACACAUAAACAAAAAUGUCAUGUUGCAAAAUAAGACAUCUUUUCCUUAUAAUUUUGACCUAUUAAUAGAUAUUUAAUUACAAGGCCUAUUUACACCCGUUGAAUAAAUUCUUUGACUCUCAUUGUUCCUUUACAAAUCUUGAUGCCCACCUUUGAUGAACUGAAACUCCUUUGACAACUAACUAGUAUAAAUUUAAUUGUAGAAAUGUUAAAACUAGUUAUAUGAUCGGUAUAUUCGCAUUUGUCCCUAAAGUGCUUUUAUUUUAUUUGCUAACUUCGGCAAGUUACUGUUUGUUUGUUUUUUUUAAAGAUUAUAGCAGAAAAUUUCUUUCCUGAUAUUUUCAUACCUUUUUAAACCCAGUUGGAAUUAUGCUAGUCAGUCACCUUUGUAUAAAGCCACAUAAAUAAUGUUCUUCUGUUAAAAAAAAAAAAAAAAACUAAAAGGAAGAGAAUAUACGUCGAUUGAAAUA